AUACUUUCCGUCGCCAUCUCGCCCGACGAAACCGUCUUUGCUUCUGGGCAAGGAGGCGCAGCUAAGGACAUUCUAUUGCAUUCCACUGUCGACGGCCGCUCUUUGCGCACACUGUGUGGCCACACGUCAAAGGUGCGGUCUCUUGAUUUCUCUCCCGACACUACUACACUUGCAUCCGGCUCAGCAGACUAUACCAUCAUCCUGUGGGAUGUGGCGAGUGGUUCCACGCUCCACACCUUGAAAGGACACUCCAACGAGGUGUACGGCCUUAGAUACUCCCCCGAUGGCCAGCAGAUAGCCAGCUGUGGCAAGGACCAUAGCAUCCGCGUCUGGGACCUAGCUGGCGCGGCCGAGCCUCAACAUUCCUCGGUUGUACGCUCCGUGGCGUUCACACCUGACGGACGCAUUCUUGCUACCGGCUCGCGAGACACUACGAUUCGUCUAUGGGAUACAGCGAACGGUGCUCAGUUGCGAGUACUCGAAGGUCAUCAAGGCGUGGUCUCGUACCUAUCACUCUCUCCCGAUGGAAAGAAACUGCUUUCAUCAGAAUAUCAGCUCAGCACGCCUAGGAAUACCACUCUUCAUCUGUGGGAUGUGGAGAGUGGUCGUUGCGAACAGACCUUCACCGGACACGAAGACGGCGUACGGACGGCGAAGUUCUUUGCGGACGGGAAACGAGUGGUUUCGUGUUCAUUCGAUCACAGCAUCCGUGUAUGG
Molecule: messenger RNA, 717 nt
Organism: Phanerochaete carnosa HHB-10118-sp
Lineage: Eukaryota; Fungi; Basidiomycota; Agaricomycetes; Polyporales; Phanerochaetaceae
Exons: 2
Biological process (GO): mRNA splicing, via spliceosome
Cellular component (GO): U4/U6 x U5 tri-snRNP complex
Molecular function (GO): U4 snRNA binding; U6 snRNA binding; protein binding
Source: RefSeq, a predicted model, not a curated record